AAUAAAAAGAAACAAGGAAAAAGAAAAAUCUUACAACUACUUUUAGAUUGGGAGGGAAACUGGAAUUCUCUCCUCCCUUGUAAAGUUUCGAGACCUUGAGCAGGUGUUGCAAAAUUUGUUAACAAACAUGGCAGAUAAAUGGAAGCAGACUGCUCUCUUGGUCAUUGACAUGCAGAAUGAUUUUAUCCUUGAGGAUGGGUUGAUGAGAGUCGAUGGAGGGAAAGCCAUUGUCCCAAAUGUGAUAAAGGCGGUUGAAAUCGCUAGGCAGCUUGGCAUUCUUGUAGUCUGGGUUGUCCGCGAACAUGAUUCACUAGGAAGAGAUGUGGAACUUUUUCGCCGGCAUUUGUACUCUUUGGGGAAAGUGGGUCCUACCUGUAAGGGAAGCAAGGGUGCAGAACUGGUUGGUGGACUCGUGAUCAAAGAAGGGGAUUAUAAGGUGGUGAAGACACGCUUCAGUGCAUUUUUUAACACCCAUCUUCAUUCAUUCCUUCAGGCUGAGGGAAUUAAGAGUUUGGUGAUAGUUGGUGUUCAAACUCCAAAUUGCAUCAGGCAGACUGUCUUUGAUGCGGUGGCACUGGAUUACCAAAAUGUUUCUGUUAUUUUUGAUGCCACAGCCGCUGCUACACCUGAUGUGCAUGUUGCCAAUGUCUUUGACAUGAAAAAUAUUGGAGUCAGAGUCCCAACGUUGCAGGAAUGGUGGGAGUCUGAUUCUUGAUCCACCUGAUGACUGUACAAGGCUUCAUAAGCAUUGUGAUGCUGUAUGGUUGGAUGUGGAACCAAACAAUUUGAUGAAUGAUGGAGCCUACUAAAACAGGAGGUGUUGUACUGUUUGGAAAUAUGUGAUCAGGAAGGGAAUUAGCAUCAUUGCUUUAAACUGCAUAGGCUGGCGAAGUCUUUUGGUGGCUUUAUCUGCCUGUAAUUUAGGAAGUAAACCAAGUAGUCUGGUAAUCAUUUUCUUGCACUAUUGAUUAUCACUACCGUAACUGUGAAGAUUAGAAGAUGAUGCACUGAAAUUUGGAAGACUGUUUCUUUGGUUGAUGUUAGCGAAAAAUGUUGUUUAUCUGGGAGGUGGCCCAGAUCGAAACUUGCCCAAAAUCAUGUAAACAUGUAUUAUGUAAUAAUAUGUAUAUAGAGAUUCAUGUAUGUUACAUAUAUUCUCUGCCCUUUUAUUCCUUUU
Messenger RNA from Hevea brasiliensis (rubber tree), 1177 nucleotides. RefSeq names its product probable inactive nicotinamidase At3g16190. The record is from RefSeq and is a predicted model, not a curated record. NCBI's taxonomy places the organism in Eukaryota, Viridiplantae, Streptophyta, Magnoliopsida, Malpighiales, Euphorbiaceae. The transcript is spliced from 6 exons. The coding region runs from base 128 to 715 and encodes 195 amino acids.